Messenger RNA from Wallemia mellicola CBS 633.66, 1410 nucleotides. Its product is annotated as MFS general substrate transporter. NCBI's taxonomy places the organism in Eukaryota, Fungi, Basidiomycota, Wallemiomycetes, Wallemiales, Wallemiaceae. Gene Ontology annotation, biological process: transmembrane transport. The transcript has 4 exons. The record is from RefSeq and is a predicted model, not a curated record. Gene Ontology annotation, molecular function: transmembrane transporter activity. Bases 1 to 1410 code for a protein of 469 amino acids. Gene Ontology annotation, cellular component: membrane.
AUGGCUUUUUCGUUAAUUCCUUCAUCUAUCCCUUCUAUUAAAUUACAAUUAUCAGUCUAUAUCCUCAAUUACAUCGAUAGAAACAAUGUCCCGGCGGCUCGUCAUCAAGGUUUAGAAGACGACCUAGAACUCGGAUACGACAACAGAUACGAAACUGUUCUGUCUAUACUCUACGCGGGCUACAUUGUAUGUCAAGUUCCUUCGAAUGGCAUUGUCUCUCUAAUAAGCCGGCCAUCGCUCUAUAUUGGUGGUGCAAUGGCAAUUUGGGGUGUUAUAUCUUGCUUGACUGGUAUCACUCAAAACUACGUUGGUAUUCUCUUGACUAGACUCUUCCUUGGUUUCGUCGAGGCAGCUUUCUUGCCAGGAGCUAUUUUUUUGCUGUCUAAAUGGUACAAGAAAGACGAACUAGGUCUUAGAAUAACAUUGCUAUACUGUGGUAACCUCCUUUCUAAUGCUUUUGGUAAUCUCAUAGCUGCUGGUAUCAUCAACGGUAUGGAAGGCAAACUUGGUCAUAGAGCUUGGAGAUGGCUCUUCUAUAUUGAAGGUGCUCUCACUAUAUUUGUAGCAGUUUGCGCAGUUUUCAUACUUCCGGAUUUCCCAGAAACAGAAUAUUUCUUGUCACCAUUAGAGAGAAAAUUGGCUGUUCGUCGUAUGGCAGAAGAUGCAGGAAAAGUAGACACAGUCAUGGAUAAACACGAAGUCCUUCGUGGUAUGAAAAUGGCACUGCUUGAUUACAGAGUCUGGUGGUUAGCUUUGACAUUGUUCGGUAUUGUCACUGCAUUAAGUUUCAACAUUUAUUUCCCAACUUUAACAGAGGAAAUGGGUUUCGAGGGUAUAACAGCCUUACUGAUGUGUGCACCACCAUGGAUUUUCGCAACAAUAGUCGCUUUCCCAUGGGCUGUCAGUUCAGAUAGAUUCCAAGAACGUACUUUCCACAUUUUGGUUUCAAAUUUGGUAGCCAUUGUCGGUUACAUUAUUGCGAUUGCAACUCAAAACAAGGCAGCAAGAUAUUUCUCAUUAUUCUUGAUGACAUUGGGUUAUUGUGGUCUCAUUUGCGUCUAUGCUUUCACUUCCAGUUCGUUCAUUCGUCCAACAUCAAGACGUUCAGUUGCCAUUGCUUUCGUCAACGCUUUCUCAAACAUUGGUAACAUUGCCGGAAGUUAUAUCUGGGAUGCAGACAAAUUUGGACCUAGUGGAUACAGACAAUCAUAUGCAAUUUGCAUUGCUUGCACUGGAUUCUCAUGUUUCCUUAUUUUAGGAUUCAGAUAUAUUUUAGUUAACCUCAACAAGAAGAUUGAAAAAUUGGAAGAAGAAUAUCCGGGAAUGGAUCCAUGGGAUAUCCCAGAGAAGUGCGAUCGCAAGUUAGACAAUGCUCUGCUCGUCAAGCGUGGAUUUAGAUAUAUGCUUUAA